This is a messenger RNA of Pipistrellus nathusii (Nathusius's pipistrelle), 822 nucleotides long. NCBI's taxonomy places the organism in Eukaryota, Metazoa, Chordata, Mammalia, Chiroptera, Vespertilionidae. The record is from the annotation of a GenBank genome assembly.
AUGGCUGUGCCCCCGGCUUUCCCCCGGGGACCCCUUCAUGAGCCCGCCGGGAUCCCCCCGGCGGAGCCCCCGCCCUGCCCUCGGAGCCUGGCUGAGGGCUUCCUGCGGGAGGAACUCCGGCUCAAUGCCGAGCUGAGCCAGCUGCAGUUCUCGGAGCCCGUGGGCAUGAUCUACAACCCCGUGGAGUACGCCUGGGAGCCACACCGCAGCUACGUGACCCGCUACUGCCAGGGCCCCAAGGAAGUGCUCUUCCUGGGCAUGAACCCGGGGCCCUUCGGCAUGGCCCAGACCGGGGUGCCCUUUGGGGAAGUGAGUGUAGUCCGGGACUGGUUGGGAAUUGGGGGCUCCGUGUCAACCCCUCCUCAGGAACACCCUAAGCGGCCAGUGCUGGGGCUGGAGUGCCCACAGUCAGAGGUGAGCGGUGCCCGGUUCUGGGGCUUUUUCCGGAACCUCUGUGGGCAGCCCGAGGUUUUCUUCCGUCACUGUUUUGUCCACAACUUGUGUCCCCUGCUCUUCCUGGCUCCCAGCGGGCGCAACCUCACCCCCGCCGAUCUGCCUGCCAAGCAGCGGGCGCAGCUCCUGGGGCUCUGUGACGCGGCUCUCCAGCGGCAGGUGCAGCUGCUGGGGGUGCGGCUGGUGGUGGGAGUGGGGCGGCUGGCGGAGCAGCGGGCACGGCGGGCUCUGGCUGGCCUGAUGCCCGAGGUCCAGGUGGAGGGGCUCCUGCACCCCUCCCCUCGGAGCCCACAGGCGAACAAGGGCUGGGAGCCGGCGGCCAAGGAGAGACUGAAUGAGCUGGGGCUGCUACCGCUGCUGACGAAAUGA